Messenger RNA from Puma concolor (puma), 1641 nucleotides. The record is from RefSeq and is a predicted model, not a curated record. NCBI's taxonomy places the organism in Eukaryota, Metazoa, Chordata, Mammalia, Carnivora, Felidae.
AUGUCUGAAAGACAGCAACAACAAAAAUGUGUUCUUCCAUUAAAGAAAUGUGAGACAUACAGAAAUGAAGAAUCCAACGAUGGUGGUAACUCACCUCAAGGAAGACAGAGAGUUUGGAGUUCUUUGCGAGGAGGUAAUUUUGGCAAGAGUAACCCCCAAUAUGAACAUGGUGGAUAUGAGCCUCAGCUUUCACACCACCAGGAGGAUGAUGGAAAUGUGAUGAUGAGGAAUGUCCAGGAAUACCCCCAAGUAAGACACACUUUCUAUAGCAACCAACAGAACAAGAGGAGAGUGAAAUGGCAUAAUGAAGGCCAUAUCCAUGUUACUGUGUGGAGAGAUAAAAAACCUCUGAAGAGAGAAAUGAGGGAGAACACACAAGAUGGAACCCCAGGGAGCUGGUUCAAGAUCACCAUUCCCUAUGGGGGAAAGUAUGAGAAGACAUGGCUAGUGAAUUCAAUCCAGGACCAUUGCAGUGUCCCUUUCACUCCAGUGGAUUUUCACUAUGUGAAAAACGAAGCUCGGUUCUUUGUCCAGGAUGCUGGCAUUGCCUCUGCAUUGAAAGAUGUCAGCUACAAGAUUUGUGAUGAGGAGAACCAAAAGAUAUCGAUCUUUGUCAAUCCCUCUAAUGUACCCUACUCUGUGCGGUAUAAGUUGAAGCCAGAAGAAAUGAAGCAGCUAAAGCUGACCUCGGUGUGGGAGUUAAACAAGAUGAAAGGGCUGAAGCUUGAAGAGCUUUGGCUAGAAGGGAACCCUUUGUGCGACACCUUCCCAGACCAGUCCACCUACAUAAGUGCCAUCAGGGAAUGUUUCCCCAAGUUGUUACAUCUGGAUGGCCAGACGUUACCCCCUGCAAUUAUCAUUGACACUGAUGCCCCAUACUUAAUAAAGUCCAGCAAGGAAAGCCCCAGAGGAUCUGAGAAACUAAAGAGUCUAAUCCUGCAAUUUCUUCAGCAGUACUAUUUGAUCUAUGACUCUGAAGACCGCCAAGGUCUCCUCUGUGCUUACCACUACAAGGCCUGCUUCUCCCUGACCAUUCCCUUCAACCCCAAAGACCCAGCCCCAAGCAGCUUAUGCAAGUACUUCAAGGAAAGCAGGAAUAUGAAGAAGAUCAAGGACCCCUAUAUGCGUGUUCAGCUGCUGAAGCAUACAAAACAUGACAUUGUGUGCUCCCUCAGCACACUGCCCAAAACUCAGCAUGACAUCAACUCCUUCGUGGUGGACAUGUGGUUCCAUACGGAGAUGAUGCUCUGCUUCUCUGUCAAUGGGGUGUUCAAGGAAGUGGAAGGAAGGUCUCAGGGUUCUGUUCGCGCCUUCACCCGGACCUUUAUUGCUACACCUACCAACAAUUCCAGUCUAUGCAUCGUGAAUGACGAGCUGUUUGUGAGAGAUGCCAGCCCAAAUGAGACUCAGAGUAUGUCCUCCAUCCCAGUGUCCUCAUCCACUUCCAGCUCUGUGUUCAUCCUCUCCAAGGAGCAGCAGGAAAUGGUGCAGGCUUUCUCCACUCAGUCUGGGAUGAAACCUGAGUGGUCUCAGAAGUGCCUUCAGGACAAUGAGUGGAACUACACCAGAGCUGGUCAGGUCUUCACUAUGCUCAAGAAUGAGGGAAAGAUCCCAGAGGACGCCUUCAAGCAAAUCGCCUAG